This is a messenger RNA of Zophobas morio, 4389 nucleotides long. RefSeq names its product ribonuclease 3 (gene drosha). Gene Ontology annotation, biological process: rRNA processing; pre-miRNA processing; primary miRNA processing. NCBI's taxonomy places the organism in Eukaryota, Metazoa, Arthropoda, Insecta, Coleoptera, Tenebrionidae. Gene Ontology annotation, molecular function: ribonuclease III activity; RNA binding. Gene Ontology annotation, cellular component: microprocessor complex; nucleus. Bases 188 to 4111 code for a protein of 1307 amino acids. The record is from RefSeq and is a predicted model, not a curated record. The transcript is spliced from 10 exons.
UUCAAGUAAAUCGCGAGCCACCAUAAGCCAUAAACGUGAAAAUCAACAAAAAAAUAUUAAGAUGUGGUCGUAGGCCAAAUAUUACAAAGAGUGACUUAUUUAUUACUAGUAAUUGUAGUGUGGAGAAUGGCCCCUUGAUCCGUAAAGCGGAACGUCUGUGAUAACGCAAAGCUUCAAUAAAGUACAAAUGGGCGAUCCGUACCCCUACAAUUACUCCAACUACCAGCAGUAUUCUUUCCCCUCCAAUUACAACCCGAACUACGCUUCGUAUGACUCAAACUACGCCUCGUACAACUACAACUCCCACUACCCCCCCUACGACCCCAAUUAUGCCAGUUACAACUACAACUACUCUUCAGCUGAGCAGUGGAGUCAGUGGAACGGCUCGUACCCCAUGAUGCCCCCAUACCCACCCCCAGCCGACUUCAGCGUCCCUCCGCCCCCAAUCAGCUACCCUUCACAUUCGCAAAACCCACAAUACAAUAAAACUAGUCCCAAAGCCAACGACUACCAGAAAGAACUAGAAAAUUACAAACAAACCAAAGUCAACAAUGAGAAACCCACACGGAAAUCGCGCUCGAGUUCGCCCCGGAAACGGUCAAGGUCGAAGUCGCGCUCGCAAAGUCCGUAUCCGUACAAGAGACACAGCAGGAGCAAAAGCAAGUCGAGUAGAUUUUCACCGCGGAGCGAUAGAUUGAAAAAACCGACGAAAGAACGCCAGAUGAUUUUGUCCAAGUGGCGGAAAAAUUACUGCGCGUCGAGGGAGGAGGUGAAUAACCGGAUUCAGGAGUUGGCGAAGAUGGAUCAAGAGGAGGCGCUCGAAAAGGAAAAGAGUAUUUGGACACGGUCAACUCCUUCUGAUUUAUACUACAUUAAAGACGACACCAAUUCAAAGGUGACAAGAGGCACGCCAAAGCUGCACCAAGUGUGUAGAAAAUUUGAGGACAUGUUGGUACAGAGGGCACAUAAAGUGAAUAAUUCGAAGCCGAGGUAUGUGCCUCCACCACGAAAAAAUAGGGCAAGGUUGUGUAAGCACAAAUCUGAAGAAUCAACUUCCGGCAGUUCUGAUGAACAGCUGACUGAUGAAGAGGAUUGCACCAUGGAGGAAUUGCAAAGAAAGCAGCAACAUCCAGAUAGGCUUCAUCCAGAAAUGUGGUAUAAUGAUCCAGGGGAAAUGAAUGAUGGCCCGUUGUGUAGAUGUUCAGUUAAGUCUAGGAAAUCGGGGAUUAGGCACGGGAUUUACCCUGGAGAAAAGCAGCUUCUAAAAUGUCUGCCGGAUAGCAAUAAUGCCGAUAAGUUAUACCAUUAUAGGAUAACCAUUUCUCCUCCGACGAACUUUUUGAUUAAAGCCCCCACGAUUAUACACUACGACGAACACGAAUUUAUUUUUGAGGGUUUUUCAAUGUUUUCGCAUUUUCCCUUAGUUCAAUUACCUCCAUGCAAGGUCAUUAGAUUUAAUAUCGAAUAUACCAUUCUUUAUAUUGAAGAGAAAAUUCCAGAUAACUUUACAGUUAAGGAAUUAGACUUAUUUUACGAGUACUUAUUUAAAGAGGUUUUGGAGUUAGUAGAUUUAGAUUUUAAGGCCGCUGGUGACUCUGAGGGGUGCUCUCAGUUCCACUUUAUGCCUCGCUUUGCGCGCGGACUGCCUGAUAACGGAAAAGAAAUUCUUGCGAUGAAAGAAGUACUGCAGUACCUUCUGGAAAGUUCGUUUCCGUUGAUUGAGAAGGAGUACUUAGGGGACAUGAUUAAGAUGAGUCAGUAUGACUGGCAAAGUUACGCGGACGAGAUUAAGGGGAUGGUGGUCACCUAUCCGGGCAAAAAACCGUGUUCAGUUCGAGUGGAUCAACUCGACCGUAAUAUCGAUCUUCAGAAGGCCGGUUAUUACAAGUUUCCCGAAAUAGUACAUUUUGGAAUACGGCCACCGCAACUUAGUUACGCAGGAAACCCUGAUUACCAAAAGGCCUGGCGCGACUACGUGAAAUUCCGCCACCUCUUGGCCAACAUGUCGAAACCCACGUUCGAGGACAAGCGCAAACUCGAAGCCAAAGAGAACAAGCUCCAGGAGAUGCGCACCCAGGGCAAAAUGAAGCGCGACAUCACCGUAGCGGUGUCCGCCGAGGGCUUCUACCGCACCGGUAUCAUGUGCGACGUCAUCCAGCACGCCAUGCUUGUCCCCGUCCUCGUCUGCCACCUGCGCUUCCACCACUCGCUCAACGUCCUCGAGGAGUCCAUCAACUAUAAGUUCAAGAACCGCGCGCUGCUGCAGCUAGCGCUCACCCACCCCUCGUACAGGGAAAAUUUUGGAACCAAUCCGGACCACGCCAGGAACUCGCUCACGAACUGCGGGAUCAGGCAGCCGGAGUACGGGGACAGGCGCAUACACUACAUGAACACUCGGAAGCGAGGCAUCAACACGCUGAUCAACAUCAUGUCGCGGUUCGGUAAGCAGCAGGAGACGGAGUCGAACAUCACUCACAACGAGCGCUUGGAGUUCCUUGGGGACGCGGUAGUGGAGUUCCUUUCGUCGAUUCAUUUGUUUUACACGUUCCCGGAUUUGGAGGAGGGCGGUUUGGCCACGUACCGGGCGGCGAUCGUGCAGAACCAGCACCUGGCGGUGCUGGCGAAGACGCUGAAGUUGGACCAGUUCAUGCUGUACGCGCACGGAUCCGACCUCUGCCACGAUUUAGAGUUGAGACACGCCAUGGCCAACUGUUUCGAGGCGCUGAUGGGGGCGCUGUUCCUCGACGGCGGAAUCAGUAUCGUUGACCGCGUUUUCUCCGAAACUUUGUUCAAAGAAAAUGCAAAUUUGCUUGAGGUGUGGAUGAAGCUGCCGCCGCAUCCUCUGCAGGAGCAGGAGCCGACGGGCGACAGGGAGUGGAUACCGAAGUUCGAGCUGUUGCAGAAUCUUACGAAGUUCGAGGAUUCGAUAGGGGUGAAGUUUAACCAUAUAAGGCUUUUAGCUAGGGCGUUUACGGAUAGGAGUGUCGGAUAUACGAAUCUGACGCUGGGGUCGAAUCAGAGGUUGGAGUUUUUGGGGGAUACGGUGUUGCAGCUUAUUGCGUCCGAGUAUCUGUACAAGUACUUCCCCGAGCAUCACGAAGGACAUCUAUCGCUAUUGCGAAGUUCCCUCGUCAACAAUCGCACCCAAGCCGUCGUCUGCGACGACCUAGGAAUGGCAAACUACGCCGUCUACAACAACCCAAAAGCCGAACUGAAAACCAAAGACCGUGCCGAUCUCCUCGAGGCCUUCAUCGGCGCCCUCUACGUCGACCAAGGCCUCGAAUUCUGCGAGGUCUUCUGCCAGGUCACCCUCUUCCCUCGCCUCCAAGACUUCAUAAUGAACCAAGACUGGAACGACCCGAAAUCCAAGCUCCAGCAAUGCUGCUUAACCUUACGAAGCAUGGACGGCGGGGAACCCGACAUCCCGGUUUACAAGGUGAUCGAGUGCAAAGGACCCACCAACACCCGCGUCUACACCGUGGCCGUGUAUUUUCGGGGGCGGCGAUUGGCCAGUUCCAUGGGCCAUAGCAUCCAGCAGGCCGAGAUGAACGCGGCCAAGCGCGCUUUAGAGAUAUCGCACGAUUUGUUCCCGCAGUUGGACCACCAGAAGCGAGUGAUCGCGAAGAGCAUGAAGAAGCAGAAGCAUAAGAAGCAGUCGGGGAAGGGAAGGUCGCAAGUGUUGACGGAGCCGAAGUCGCCCGAGAGCUACUCGAGGACGAGGUUUAGGCGGUCGGAGUCGAAGAGCAAGUCGAGGUCGAAGUCGAAGUCGUCGAGCGAUAGUGUUAGCGAGUUGAGUUGUAAGGGUAGUGAAGGGAGGGGUUCGAAGAUCCAUAUAAUUUCGGUGGAUAAUAUUAGUUUGCCAAGUUUUGGGAAAAGUAGCGAGAGUAGUUGUAGUAGCAAAAGUGAUAUAAGUUAUGAGUCUGCGCACUUUGAUAGAACCGGAUCACCGGGUUCUAGCAAGCGGUAUAAGGGGAGUGCUAGGAGAAGUAGCACUUGUGGCUUGUCGUUUCUUGAUGGAAAUUUACCAAGUUGUAGUAAAAGUAGCGUUUCGAGUACUCGGAAAAGCGACUUAACUUAUAUCCUGACUGAUGAUUCAAGUGGUGAUAAUUGAAUUAAUAAGGGUUUUAUAACUUUUAUGUAUCAGUUGUUUUUGUUGCUGGAGUAGUUUACUUUUUGUCUCUAAGGUGCUAAUUUACAAUGUCACAUUUACUGUUCUUUAUUAGGUUAUUAUUGUUAUUUAGGAAUCAAUUCAUUUCACUGUUACAAAGCGAGUGAUAGUUUGAAGCUUAUCGUUUCAGUGCAACAAUAAUAGCAACUAUAUCAUGUAAUGAAUUAAUUACACUUGGAUGUUUUUAUGUGAACAUUAUAUAAUAAAUAAUGACCGCCUUA